Messenger RNA from Abrus precatorius (Indian licorice), 3219 nucleotides. Its product is annotated as putative E3 ubiquitin-protein ligase LIN. The record is from RefSeq and is a predicted model, not a curated record. Lineage: Eukaryota; Viridiplantae; Streptophyta; Magnoliopsida; Fabales; Fabaceae. Gene Ontology annotation, molecular function: zinc ion binding; ubiquitin-protein transferase activity. Gene Ontology annotation, biological process: protein ubiquitination. The transcript has 8 exons. Bases 1 to 3219 code for a protein of 1072 amino acids.
AUGGCUUCAUCUUUGGAGGAGCUUCUUGCAGAGGAAGGGUUCAAAGGAAGAAGAGUGACAAGGUCUAGAUCCUCCUUCCACUAUGGCGCUUCAAGUGACCCUCUUUACUCUUUGGAAGGAAGAUAUUGUGUAUCGGGCGAAAGAAUUAAAACACAGAGAACAAAAUCUGAUGCCUCACGAUAUCAGAUUACAAGUGGAGAGUUAAAAGGUGACAAUCUUACUGCUAAGAAGCAGAGGUCAAGGGACAAUCUUUUCCUGAGAGACAAAAUGGAUGAACGGUUGAAGAAUGAAACCGAAAAGAAAUCUUCUUGUGAUACAAAUUCAGGCAAAGGAUUUGAGGUGGUUGAGAUUAAUGAGGUGAUUGAGCAAGAAGCUAGAAGAGUUAAAGAAGCUCAUUCAGAAGAAGAGUCUAAUGCAAAAAGAGGAAAAGAAAAGAAGUCCAGUGUACAUAUGCUUAGACACUCAAGUGAAACCAGAAAAAAUGUAAAACCACAGGAGGACUCGUACACUAGAUCUAAUAGCAAAGGCUUUGAAGAUUGCAUCAGGAAUAAAAAUAGUGAUCAUGCUAUGCAAGCAGCCUCUAGUCUUGCUCUUGAUGACGUUGCUGUCCAAGCAGUUGUUUCCAUUCUAAAUGGAUACAUAAAGCAUUUUCUAAAAGAUGAGGAUUUUCGGUCUACAUUGCGUCACAAAUGUUUCUCCUCCUUGAAUUUUAUUGAACUGGAAGAAGAGAACAUUAGUGAGACCAAAGUCAUAGCAAGUCUUGAGCAAGCAAUUGAGACCAUUGAGCAAACUGCUGAGGAACCUAUAUCCGCUGCGUAUUUGAAAAGAACCACAAUGAAGCUUAGCAUUAUUACAGGUUUGAGUUUAAAUGAUUUGAAGUAUGAGUGCACAUGUGGGAUCCCAAAUUAUAAGUUGUCAGCGUGUGCUCAUCUUUAUCUCAGUGUGAUAUACAUGAUGCAGAGAAAAAAUAGGGUCUCAGCAAAGCAUCUCUUGCAAGUGUUUUGUGAUUCACCUUUUCAGGCACGGACUAUAUUGAUGGCUGAACUGUGGGAGCAUCUAUUUUCUCCACAAUUUUCUCAUUUGAAGGCAUGGUACGACAGGGAAGCAGAGGUUCUAGUAGAUGCACCAACCAAAACAAGAAAGCUAAAACUUCUUCAAAAAGUGUAUAAUGAACAUUUGGAUUCUGGAACUCAUAUAUUUGCUUUAUACUACAAAGAUUGGCUCACUGAAGGAGUAGAAUCUCCACCUAUUCCUUCAAUUGGAAUUCCAUCAGUUUCUGUCAAAGGAAGUCAUGAUGGAAGUUCACUUGAUCAUUCUCCUGAGUCUGCUAGCUCCAUUGACCCAUUCUCACCACAGUCAAUGAUCAGCAAGAAACUGUAUAAUUCUGUGUUUGGCAGCUCGAGAAAAUCUGGAGUUCAUCAUGUCAAAGAUAUUAAGGAUGAUGACAACCUAGAAAACUGUGUGAGAGGUUCUUAUGGUUCUACUAUUGUUAAACAGACAUUAACUUAUGAGUCUGAAACUGUUAAAUUUACAGAUCAAGAUAUUGAAGGUUUCGCACAACGUGUAGCCAUUGAUACAUUCAAGCCUCAGAAAGGAACUUCAAUAACAGCUAAAGAAGAAUGGCAAAAGAGGAAUCUCAACAAUGACAUUCAUAACUCUUUCUCUAUGCAAAGUAAUUUAAACAGCCACAUCAUUGACGAUCUUCCACAUGAAAAAGCAAUUGAAGUUUCUUUCAGAAAGCCAAAUAAGAUAAUUUCUGCUUUUGAAGGACUAUAUUUUGCAAACAUUCCGGAUGAAUUUAUUUGUCCUCUUACUGGAAAACUCUUUGAGGAACCAGUCACCAUAGAGACUGGUCAAACCUUUGAAAGAGAAGCCAUUAAAUCAUGGUUUGAAAAGGGAAACAGAACAUGCCCAGUAACAGGAAAUACUUUGGAAUGUGUGGCCAUGCCAUUUACCAACCUUAUUUUGAAGCGUUUGAUUGAUAAUUGGAAGUCAGAACAAUUUGAUUACCUUCUGUAUCUUGCUUCUCAAACAGUGGAUAAUUCAAAGGAGCUUGAGUUUAGAGCGAGGGAUGAGGCUGCCAGUUUCAAGUUAGAGAGUCUUGUCUCUUCUUUGAAAGAAGAGGAGAAAUCAACUUAUGCUAAGCAUCUCAUCUCUUUAGGAGUUCUUCCAUUUCUUUUUAGGAGGUUUGAACACGGAAAUGUGGAAGAAAAAUCACACGUGGUGUCACUCUUGCUAAAUUGUAUUCAAGCAGACUCUGGUUGCAUGUAUCAGAUAGCAAGAAGUGUUGACAGAAAAUGUCUUCUUGAGCUUCUUCAUAGCAAGGAGGUUACCCCCGCAACAAAUGCAAUACUAUUCCUUACUGAACUUUUAUCAAUGAAGAGGAGAAAGGAUGUUACUUCAUUCAUAAGUGACUUGGUGGGUGAAACAAUGUUUAACACAAUGCAUAUUCUACUCAUGUAUCUUGAGAAUUCUUCUCCAUUAGACAAGCCCCUAAUUGCUGUCCUGUUGUUACACUUCGAUCUGCUGGUUGAGCCUCAAAAGUUUAGUGUAUACAGAGAGGUGGCAGUGAAUGCAAUUGCAGUGGCACUUGAUGCCAGCUUAAAUGAUGAAAAGGUCAGGGAAAAGUGUUGCAGAGCACUUUUAAUCUUGAGUGGACAUUUUUCUUCCACUGGAAAGAUACCAACCAAGGUUAGCAUCUUAAAACAAGCAGGGUAUAAUAAUGAGAGCUUAGAAGUGAAACCUCCAGGCCAUGAAGAGGAGGUUCAACAAUCAGGUGUAACCAUUUCACAUGAAGAUGAAGAAAAAAGGGGUGAAGAGUUGCUAAUGAACUUGUUAGAGUCAUUGAUUGGUGAUGGAGAAAGCCCAUUUUUGAAAACCAUGUCCAGAUGUUUAGAUUCUAAGCACCUAGAGUUGGUGACGGCGUGUCUAAUGACUGUCACAUGGUUGAGCUCUUCAUUAUCUAUGCUAUUUAGUGCUGGAUUGCAUCUUCCCGCCUUCUUAGCCAUCAUCUCUCAGUUGAAAGGAAUCCUGAAAAAUGGAGAACUUGAACUCAAGACUCUUGCUUCUAUUUCUUUGCUUAAUUUCAGUAAAAUAGCAGAAUGCAGAACGCUUUUGAAGACUAUGGCAGAGGAUAUUUCUCCCCUUCUUCAUGGACUUGUUGAUGUAACAUGGACAGCAAAGCAGCUACAUGAAAUUGUGUCUAGGGAGAAUCUGUAG